Apis cerana (Asiatic honeybee) is the source of this 2538-nucleotide messenger RNA. It is a transcript of the gene temp, whose product is annotated as protein prenyltransferase alpha subunit repeat-containing protein tempura. Gene Ontology annotation, cellular component: cytoplasm. Gene Ontology annotation, molecular function: protein prenyltransferase activity. The record is from RefSeq and is a predicted model, not a curated record. Lineage: Eukaryota; Metazoa; Arthropoda; Insecta; Hymenoptera; Apidae. Gene Ontology annotation, biological process: protein prenylation.
UUGCAGAAAACUUCAAAGAGUAUCGUAGUAUAUCCCCCCACACUUCCGCAGAAAAACGCUACAUCGUGCCUGCAUUGAAAGGUGCAGUGAGAGAAACAGAAGGGUUAAUUGUGUAUCAGUUUAUCCUUGAUUUCCUAAGACAUGUAACAAAUAAAAGUGACAAGAUUAAAAUGCAAGACGAUAUUUUUCCGGCUGCAGAGAAAAUCCUUUCCGACAUCGAAAAUGUGGUGAAGAAGAAUCCGUCACUGAAAAGUUUUGAAAUAAUCCCUGCUGAAGACAAUGAAAACAAAUCACCAGUAUUUCAUCAGGAAGAUUGUCUCGGAUUGGCAUCGUGGUGCGUGCAACCACUUUACUGUUAUGCUUAUCGUCGGCUCUUUGAACUUCGACAAAAUAAACACAGACGUGAGGAACCUAGUACAAUAGCAAGAUGGUUGUUGGGCGCAUUAUUAUUAAAUCCAGAUGUUACGACAUUCUGGAACAUGCGACGGGAAUUAGUAAGAAAUCAUAAAUUAGAAGCAUCCGAAGAAUUCUUUUUUUCACGAUUGGUGCUUUAUCAUAAGCCAAAAUGUUUCGAGGCGUUCGCCUAUCGACGAUGGUUAUUAUCAUAUAUAUUGAAUAGUAAAGACGGACAUUAUGACCCAGAAUCGGUGGAAUCGCCACUUUGUAGGGAAUUGGACAUAGCAACUACGUGUGCGGAAAGAUACGCGAGUAACUAUCAUGCCUGGAGUCAUAGACGUCAUGUAUUGACCCUUCGUGAAUCACGUGGAUUUACAUAUCCGAGUCUGGAAACAGAAUGGAAGAAUUCACUCGCUUGGUGUCAACGGCAUGUGUCGGAUUAUAGCGGGCUUUCCUAUCGACAGUUCCUACUAAAAAAAUUCAUGUUUGAAUUCAAGGAACUACCGAAGGAACCGUCUAUAAAAUACUCGGAUGUCAGAGAGCAAUGGAAAGAAGAACUAUUCGUUUAUAUUAAGUCAAACAUCAGUGAAAAAGGGAACACCCAUCAAUUGCAGAGGCUAUUUAAUGCUACAAAUGCGGAAUCUGAAGCAACUACUUCAUCGAAAAUGAAACAAUAUACAUAUUUCCAUGCUUUGUCAUAUUGGCUAGAAGAAUGCCAUGCGAAUGAUAGUGCUAUUUUCUUGUACAACGAUCACGAGGCUCUUUGGUGUCAUCGUAGAUUCCUUGCGUAUCUUCUUGUGCGUUUUAUGGCAUUGAAGCAUUCUUACCACAAAGACGAAUACGAUUUUGAUAGCCAAUCCGUUGACAAAUCGAUUGAAAAAAAAAAUGUUCAAAAAACAUUAGCUACGUUAACGAACGAUGACGUGAUUUUGUGCCACGAUUUUCUCGUGCAAGCAUUCCGUGCAUGCACCAACAAAAUUGCUGAUCUCGCUAUCAAACGAGAUCAACACGAGAAAAUGCUAGUUGAGAGAUUUUUUAAAUUUCUCCAAAGCAUCGAAUUUGAAAUUAGAUCGUGAUCUCGUUGCGUCCAGAUUUUACAUUGAAACGAAAGAUAAAAUAUACGCAAUAAGACAAUUUUAAUUGGGCAUGGACCGAUAUGCCGUUGUAAAAAUCAUGCAAUAACUGUUCUGUAUUUCAUACAGACAUUAUUCCUAGGCGUAUAUUCUAUGUAUGAAUUAUAUUUCAAUAGUGCUCUCUCGUCUGAUCUGUUGCGCGGUGAUCUGUGCAUAUAAAUCAGUGCUGUCCACGAGAGGGAUCUCUUAUGCGACUUUGUUCCCUUUUACAUGUCAUAAGAGUAAAAAGAACUCAGAAACAGAUCUAAUAUUCUAGAUUUUCUUCUCUUUCUAUCUUGCUCUUAAAACGAAUGAACGUGAAAAAAAUGAGAAUAUGAAAGAUAUUCUGAAACUGGACAGCACUGUCAUAAAUGAUGUAGCAUCGUUUAUGAUAACACAAGAUCUAAUGUACAAUGUAAAUGAAAAUGGAAUGAGUAUCGAUACUUAUUUUUGAGACAUUUACCGUAUAUUGUUUAAGAAAAUUUUCAAUAAUUGAAGACGAUAUAUAUUGUAUCGUAAUUAACAGAAAAAAGAAGAAACUGGAAGUUGGAUAACGUUUGAUUUUUUAAACGUUAUCCAAUAUGCGAAAAAAAUAAGUAUACUAUGAUUGCGUAGUAAAGAAGAAAAAAAGUGUCUUUUGAGGCUAUGGGGAAGUAUUAUUAUGGGGUAAAUGUGUAUAGUGGAACGUUGACAAAGUAUAAAAUGAAAAAAGAAAAAAAUGUUAGUUUUGUAAUCAUGUGUUUUUAGUCACCUUAUUAGAAUAGCAAAGGCUCGCAAAUGCCGGCCAUUUACAUCGUCAAGCCAAAUGUUUUGACGCCACUAGACAUAUGCGAUAUUGGCCACGUUGUCCUCCUUUGGCACGACAAUCUGACCAAAAAUAAAUCUCUAGACUUUUGUCUGAAUUUCUCGUCAGUCUACCGGGAACGGUCGUUAAAUGCGUACGAUUGUCAGAUUUCUCGUCAUCAAAUCCUAUAACUUCCGUUUCAUUGUUACAUGUUAAUAAAGUUCAGUGAACCUUGUCGACAACAAA